GCUCGAGUGUGCCACCCAACAUACCACACCAACGACCGGCUCUCCGCGGACCACCUACCACAACCGUCGUAGCCGCGUCAAAUUGGCUCCCCGCAGAGGAAUCAUCGCCUCAAGACAGCGUAAAGACAACAUGACCGGCCAACAGCAGGAGAAGUGGCAGCAGGUGGCCGAGUUAAUCCAACGGCUGGGGCUGGUAUCCGGUGGCCAGGAUGAGCCGCGAACAGCCGCCCAGGUCGCGAGGAUGACUACCCGCCAACUCCUGCAGGAUCCAGUGCGGGCGGCCAUCUACAACCGGGGCUGGGCGGACCGUACGAUGGACAUCCAGCGGAGGUUGCGGCCACACCGACCACCAUCAACAUCAACACCCGGCAGCCGCACACCGUCCCUGACAAGGCCACCACCCCCAGCAACGACACCUGCCCCCGUAACACCUGCGGAGCCGGCACCGGUACCCAGGCAAACGGGGGUACUCCCCGGCCCAACGGGAAAGGUGAGGACGGAGGCGCAGCAGGCACGGAACCGCCGGAAAUUCCAGCAGCUAAAGGAAAAGAGGAAAGCCAGGGAAAGCGAGGCAAGCCAACAACGUCGGCUUGCCAAGCAACCCGCGCCAACCUCAGACCCGGAAGCAGCCGGCACGCCUCCGGCCAACCCAACACCGAUGGAGGUGGACAAACCGGCAUCCAAGGACGGCAAGUCCGAGGAGCCGGGACAGCCCACCAGCCAGGAGUCACCAGACCAAUCAGAGGCCACGGUGGACAUAACCGAGGCAGAUUGGCUGGUGGCGUUCGAGGGGAUGCCGGAGUUAGACGACACACACUCGUUCUACACUCCGGUAGGGUCCCCAAAACACCCCCAGUAACACACACGGGCGCGGGCAAGUCUACCUCAAGCGAAAGCCAGAGGUAGUACAAGCCACCCCCUCCCCUAAUAGCACACAGACACCGGUACAAGUGUACCCCGUGUGACGGUUUGGCGGGGGAGUAUGACGCGGUACGCAGCGGCCACCAGUACAAAGUACAGGUACCGCAGCGACCAGUCUACACUUUUCGUCAACCGCCACUACGGGCUACAGCGUGACAACGCCAACUCCCCCACCACGCCACAAAGGCACAAGGUGGGACGGGAAGGCGAGUCGCGUAGAACGAGUACCGGCCGUCGUAGACCUACCACUAGCAACGUAACCCACGUCGUGAGCACAGCCACACGACCA
Metopolophium dirhodum (rose-grain aphid) is the source of this 1210-nucleotide messenger RNA. Its product is annotated as proteoglycan 4-like. The transcript has 2 exons. The coding region runs from base 131 to 859 and encodes 242 amino acids. The record is from RefSeq and is a predicted model, not a curated record. Lineage: Eukaryota; Metazoa; Arthropoda; Insecta; Hemiptera; Aphididae.